Molecule: messenger RNA, 1560 nt
Organism: Scomber japonicus (chub mackerel)
Lineage: Eukaryota; Metazoa; Chordata; Actinopteri; Scombriformes; Scombridae
Exons: 4
Coding region: 1-1560 (519 amino acids)
Source: RefSeq, a predicted model, not a curated record
AUGGAGGCCUGGACGCUGCUGGCUGUGUGCAUCGCUCUCACCUGCAGAGCUACAGUGUCGCAAACCACCAUCCCACCAACAACGCACACUGUAUCCAUGACGACCACUGAACACUCCGCUACAAAAACCACUCCUGUAACCAUGGCGACGGACCACACCAGUAGCCACACGACAACACCGAGACCCACCGUCACCUUGGAAACCAGUCACACCGUCAGCCCCCUCCCCCCUGACCACACUACAACAAACCCUGCUGCAAACAGUUUUUCUGUUACCACGACGACGAGUGCCAAAAGCACCACAAGUGGCAACAACACUGGCGGCAAGUCUACGUCCAGCACGGUGACGUCCAGUGGUGUUACCAUGACAACCACCGCUGAAAACGGCAAGGAACACACCACUGCACACAGUUCUCCUGUUACCAUGACGACAAGUGGCAACACCACUGAUGGCAACUUAACAUCCAGCACAGUGACGUCCAGUGGUGUUACCAUGACAACCACCGCUGAAAACGGCAAGGAACACACCACUGCACACAGUUCUCAUGUUACCAUGACGACAAGUGGCAACACCACUGAUGGCAACUUAACAUCCAGCACAGUGACGUCCAGUGGUGUUACCAUGACAGCCACCACUGGAAACGGCACCGAGCACACCACUGCACACAGUUCUCAUGUUACCAUGACGACAAGUGGCAACACCACUGAUGGCAACUUUACAUCCAGCACAGUGACGUCCAGUGAUGUUACCAUGACAGCCACCACUGGAAACGGGACCGAACACACCACUGCACACAGUUCUCAUGUUACCAUGACGACAAGUGGCAACACCACUGAUGGCAACUUUACAUCCAGCACAGUGAUGUCCAGUGGUGUUACCAUGACAGCCACCACUGGAAACAGCACCGAACACACCACUGCACACAGUUCUCAUGUUACCAUGACAACAAGUGGCAACGACACUCACAGCAAGUCUACAUCCAAGACAACGAUAUCCCCUGGUGUUACCACGACAACCACUGCUGGAACCAGCACCAAACACCCUGCUGCACACAGUUCUACUGUUACCACGACGACAAGUACCAUAACCACCACGACUGGCAACAACAUUCACAGCAGCUCUACGUCCAAGACGACGAAGGAGACGACAACAAAAACCGCCGGUGUUACCAUGCCAACAGGAGGCGGGACUAAGACAGCCAGCAGUUCACAUGUUUCUGUUACCCCGAAUAAACCAAUCACAGCAGAGGACAAGAAUACGACCGCGAGCACAACCGCACCCCCCGCCGGUGCCGGUGCAGGUGCCGGUGGAGGUGGAGGCGUACCUGGAUGGGGGAUCGCUCUGCUGGUCCUGGCAGCUCUGGUUCUACUGCUGCUGAUCCUGCUGCUGAUAGCACUGCUGGUGUGGUGCUGCUGCAGGGGGCGCUACAGCGGCUUCAGUCCCUACACCAACCUGAGCCGUGGAGACAACAUCCCGCUGUACACCACACACAGCCACUUCGAGGGUGCCAACGGGAAACAGUUCGAAGUGACCUCGCCUAUGUUUGAUAACAGGAAGUGA